This is a messenger RNA of Dermatophagoides pteronyssinus (European house dust mite), 665 nucleotides long. It is a transcript of the gene chic, whose product is annotated as profilin chickadee. The record is from RefSeq and is a predicted model, not a curated record. Gene Ontology annotation, molecular function: actin monomer binding. Gene Ontology annotation, cellular component: cell cortex. NCBI's taxonomy places the organism in Eukaryota, Metazoa, Arthropoda, Arachnida, Sarcoptiformes, Pyroglyphidae.
UUAUCAUCGAAAAGCCGGCAACAAACCAGUGAAAACGUUUCAACUUGAUAAUAAUAUAUUUUAUAAAAAUUUUUUAAAUUUUCAACAAAAACAAAAAUGUCUUGGCAAUCAUAUGUCGAUAAUCAAAUCUGCCAACAUGUUGAUUGUACGCUUGCUGCUAUAGCCAAUAUUCAAGAUGGUUCUAUUUGGGCCAAAUUUGAAAAAGAUGAUAAAAAGAUCAGUCCAAAAGAAUUGAAAACAAUUGCCGAUACAAUUAGACAGAAUCCAAAUGGAUUUUUAGAAACCGGUAUACAUAUUGGUGGUGAAAAAUAUAUUUGUAUUCAAGCUGAUAAUCAAUUGGUACGUGGUCGUCGUGGUUCAUCAGCAUUGUGUAUCGUUGCAACCAAUACAUGCCUUUUAGCGGCCGCAACAGUCGAUGGUUAUCCGGCUGGACAACUUAAUAAUGUUAUUGAAAAAUUGGGUGAUUAUUUGAGAUCCAAUAAUUAUUGAAAAUAUUAAACAAUAAAACAAAACAAGAAAAUCAACAACAAUAACUCAAUAUAUCCUUCCGAAAAAAAUGCUUCGUCAAAUAACUAAAAAAUAAAAACAAACAAAAAAAAAACACCGACCGUAAAAUUUGUCAACACAGAAAAUUCUCGAUUUUUUUACAUGAAGCAAAAAAAAAA